Pomacea canaliculata is the source of this 3397-nucleotide messenger RNA. Its product is annotated as apoptosis-inducing factor 3-like. The record is from RefSeq and is a predicted model, not a curated record. The coding region runs from base 354 to 2348 and encodes 664 amino acids. The transcript is spliced from 18 exons. Gene Ontology annotation, cellular component: cytoplasm. Gene Ontology annotation, molecular function: flavin adenine dinucleotide binding; 2 iron, 2 sulfur cluster binding; oxidoreductase activity, acting on NAD(P)H. NCBI's taxonomy places the organism in Eukaryota, Metazoa, Mollusca, Gastropoda, Architaenioglossa, Ampullariidae.
GGCCGAGAUUUGAGCAGAAAGAUAUAUAGCUGAGCAAACACAGACACCCACCACUGGUAGUAAGUCAAACAGCAUACAGUUUUCCUCUCACUUUCGCCACAGCGUCGUGUUUGAGGCUGUAUCAUCAUUUCUGCUUGUACCGCUGAAUGCAAAGCAAAUACGACGUGAGCGUCAAAGCUUGGAUACGGUACGGACUGCACGCCGCGGGCGCCCGCCCACAGUCAACCCCGCGAGCCGGGUCUCGGUCAGGAGGCGAAGAGUGCUGUCUGUGACAUCGUCUUACUUCCAAGCAGCGUUUCCCAGUCACCGGAUUGCAUGUCGAACGAACGGGCUGACCUUCGGUGGUACAGUUUAUGCUGAAUCCUGCCAAAGGGAUCAAGGAAGGUGUUACAAGACUCUGCAAAACACUGGUGCGGAGUCACAUAACCAUAACAGGGAUCAAUACUUCGUUCAGAGUACUGUCGAUACUAAUUCCAUCAAAGCUUGACAGUGGUGGCACCUCCAACAACCUUAAAAGAUCUACGCUUCUUCGCACACCUGUGGCUUGGCGUAAUGAAACUUCAGCUUUAAAGCAAGGAUACAGUUGGUGUCAGUUAAGACUUCUCUUUUCAGUUACAAGAACAACAAGAAUGGGAGCGAAAGAGUCCAAAACCAGAGGUGGAAAUGUACAGGGAGUAAAUUUUGCUCCUCGUGAAGACACCAAGCCAGUUUACAUGUCUGGCUGUUCUACUGACACUGACUCUGGGAACAUGGCAUCUGGUGUUGAGACUGUCGUCUGUAAAGUUAAUGACAUUGGAGAAGGCGAUGCUAAGGAAGUUCAGAUAGGUGAACACACAGCCCUUCUUGUGAAAGAAAAUGGAAAUCUGUAUGCUGUAGGAAACAAGUGUACUCAUUAUGGUGCACCACUGUCAAAAGGUGCCUACUGUAAUGGUGUUGUCCGCUGCCCUUGGCAUGGGGCUUGCUUCAAUGUGAAAACUGGUGACAUUGAAGAUUAUCCAGGUCUUGAUAGUCUGCCCAAAUUUAAGGUUGAGGUGCGAAGUGAUGAAGUUGUGGUUACAGCAAACCCUGAAGAUCUCAAAACCUCCAAGCGGCUAAAGUCCAUGUGCCGUCUUGAUCCCCGCAACAAAAAUACCUUUGUACUAGUUGGAGGAGGAGCUGCAACUGCGACUUGUGCAGAGACUCUGAGACAAGAAGGCUUUACAGGACGUAUCCUUGUUAUAACAAAGGAAAAUAACCUUCCUUAUGACAGACCUAAGCUUAGCAAGGCUAUGUCAUCUUCAGCAGAAGCCAUUGCCCUGAGGAAAAAAGAGUUUUAUGAUGAAUAUGGCAUUGAGUUUACCUUAGGUGCUGAGGUGACUGGUGUCAAUACAGCAAAGAAAAAAGUGACCAUUUCAGAUGGUUCUACAAUUUCCUACAAUGCUCUUCUAUUGGCCACAGGAGGAAGACCAAGGACAAUGACUAUACCAGGCCAGGACUUAAAAAAUAUUUGUGUUCUGCGUACUCCAGAGGAUGCCAAUUACAUUGCUGCUAAUAGCGAAGGGAAAAAUGUUGUCAUCAUUGGCUCAUCAUUUAUAGGUAUGGAGGUGACUUCUUGUUUGGCUGAAAAAGCAAAAAGUGUGUCCGUUGUGGACCUGAUUAAAGUUCCUUUCCAGCUGGCCCUGGGCCAGCAAGUUGGCUCCGUGUUGCAAAAGAUGCAUGAGGAUAAGGGAGUCAAGUUCUACUUUGAGCGUGGCAUCAAGGAGUUUAGAGGAGAGGAUGGCCAUGUGACUCAUGCAGUUUUGAGUGAUGAUACCACACUGGCAGCGGAUUUAUGCGUCCUGGGUAUAGGUGUCGUACCUGCUACCGAUUUUCUGAAAGACUCCAGCAUUAAGAUGACAGAUAGGGGGUUUGUUACUGUUGAUAAAUACAUGAAGACCAACCAAUCUGGGGUGUUUGCUGCUGGAGAUAUUGUGGAGUUUCCCUUGUUUUUAAACAGCAAUCAGCAGUCAAAUGUCCAGCACUGGCAGAUGGCUCAUCAGCAUGGUCGCAUUGCCGCUUUGAACAUGCUUAACAAGAAAGUGGAAAUCCACAGUGUGCCUUUCUUCUGGACUGUAAUGUAUGGCAAAAGUGUUCGCUAUACAGGUUAUGGACAUGGCUAUGAUGAUAUCGUGGUACAUGGAGACUUAUCAGCUCCUCAGUUUGCAGCCUUUUACACCAAAGGAGAUAAAGUUGUUGCUGUCGCAAGUCUUGCCUUUGAUCCCAUUGUGUCACAGGCAGCCUCUCUCAUGGAGAAAGGAGAUACCAUUUUGAAGUCUGAGAUACAGAAUGAUCCAAAAAGCUGGGUGGGAAGACUAAAGCAGAAGUUAUGAAACCGAGUCAAGAAAAGAUGAUCAAAGGAAAUAAGUUUGAAGAACCAAACUGUUGGGAUGACAUGAUCAAAUGAAUGUGCCACCCCUAAUUGGAAAAAAAAAAAAAUUUGCACAAUCAUUUUGCAUGACAAGCUUCUGAGCUCACUAUUCUUUACCACAUGACUGUGUUUCUGCUCAACAAAAUAGGAUGUCAGCGAAAUGGGAUGAUGAUAGAAUUCUUUUCUCCAUGAUGUUGUAUAAAGGUUGUUACACAGACUUGUGCUGCUGAAGAGAGACUUCAUGUAAAUGUGAUAAUUGGUGGGCAUGUCCCUUUUUUGGUGAUUAAUAAUAAUAAAAUGUUAAUAUAAAAUGAAUCAAUACAAAUCAUUUUACUUGGUUACUUGCUGACCACAAAUUUAUUAAAUAUAUAGGUCAAUCUCAACAAAAUAAUGUGAAACACUAAAAGUAUCUAAAGCAAAUAUUUAGCUAGUCUGGAAUUUUCUUCAAAACAGUCUGAUAAGACUUUCCAGUCCUUGAUCAUUUUUAUGUUUGAUUGUUAGGGGAUUUUAUAAUGUAUAACGUAUGUUCCUUCUCUACGUAGACAUUCAUUUCAAAUAAAAGUGGGCAUAGAUUUUUGACUUUUGCCGACUGUUAAACAUUUAUGUGGUUAUUUUUAUGAACAUUGGCUUAUUAGCUGCUCUUGUCUUAAAGUAUGCAUUAUAAUCUAUUCUUAAAUUAUUUUCUUGAGGCUCAUUUAACAAUGGCACACACCAGCUCACUUUCAAUAGUCAUACUUUGAAGAUUUACAUGUUUCUUAAUAAUGUGUCAAAGCAGGCCCUGUCAUUUAUCUUGUAUGAUAUAUUGGGUAUUAAAAAAAUAUUUAUGGUGAAAGGUGAAUAUAUUUACUCAUUUUGGUGAAUAUUCAGCCAAAUCUUGAAAAAAAACUGAUUAUGAGUGCAUCGGGUGUUAUCAAUAGCUUUUAUUUAAAUGAUCAAAACUGUGCUUCACAUGGUAAUGUUGAAGAAGUGGAAAGUUAAUUUUUCUUUGCUGAAUAAAAAGUCUUGGCAAAA